ACACUGACAGUGUUAGAUGUCAGUGAGACAUCUCCUGCUGCAGCUCCAUCACCUCCCCCAGCGGCGCUGUACACUCCCGCUCCCUGGUUGCCGGGUACCUACAGCGGAGGCUCCGGUUUUCUUCUGAAGUUAGUCACGCACACGGCCGCUGUUCUCCCGCAUCGCAUGGCUGCACUACAGGGAGGAGACUACUCUGUGCCAUGGCUGGUAUCUUGUUUGAAGAUAUCUUUGAUGUGAAAGAUAUUGACCCUGAAGGGCGGAAAUUUGAUCGAGUUUCAAGGCUACAUUGUGAAAGUGAGUCAUUUAAGAUGGAUCUGAUUCUUGAUGUGAAUAUACAGAUUUAUCCAGUGGAUCUAGGAGAUAAAUUCCGAUUGGUUAUUGCCAACACACUCUAUGAAGAUGGAACAUUGGAUGAUGGCGAGUACAACCCAAAUGAUGACCGACCUUCCAGAGCAGACCAGUUUGAAUAUGUUAUGUAUGGAAAGGUCUACCGGAUAGAAGGGGAUGAAACAUCCACAGAAGCGGCCACUCGCCUGUCUGCUUAUGUAUCAUAUGGUGGCCUGCUGAUGAGACUGCAGGGUGAUGCUAAUAAUCUGCACGGAUUUGAGGUGGAUUCCCGCAUUUACCUCAUGAUGAAGAAACUUGCCUUCUGAAUGAAGCUUUUGUGAGGAAAUUAUAAUAUUGUGCUUGGGAUGAACAAUGCAGUCUGGACUGGCCUCUAUGAGUGGUAGCUGCGUUCUCACUGUAUGUUUUUGUAUUUAAUUAAAAUAUAUUUUUUA
This is a messenger RNA of Pseudophryne corroboree (corroboree frog), 779 nucleotides long. It is a transcript of the gene POLR2H, whose product is annotated as RNA polymerase II, I and III subunit H. The record is from RefSeq and is a predicted model, not a curated record. Lineage: Eukaryota; Metazoa; Chordata; Amphibia; Anura; Myobatrachidae. The transcript has 6 exons. Gene Ontology annotation, biological process: DNA-templated transcription. The coding region runs from base 201 to 653 and encodes 150 amino acids. Gene Ontology annotation, cellular component: RNA polymerase I complex; RNA polymerase II, core complex; RNA polymerase III complex.